UAUUAGAUGAUUAACUUUAUUUUUAGUUUUUUCACUUACAUUAGUAAUUUUUAAUAUUAAAAAUUAUUUUUGUUUUUCUUAUAACUCAAAUGAAUCUUCCCAAAAUCUAAAUAUUAAACAACAUAAAAUAAAUUGAAAAUGAUAACAAAUCUAUUCUCAGUAUUUGACCCUUCAACUACUAUUUUAAAUCUUUCUUUAAAUUGAUUAAGUACUUUUUUAGGUCUUUUAAUUAUUCCUUCAACAUACUGAUUAAUACCAAAUCGAUUCCAAAUUAUUUGAAAUAAUAUUUUAUUAACUCUUCAUAAAGAAUUUAAAACUUUAUUAGGACCUAAUGGACAUAAUGGAAGAACAUUAAUAUUUGUAUCCUUAUUUUCGUUAAUUAUAUUUAAUAAUUUUUUAGGAUUAUUUCCUUAUAUUUUUACUAGUACAAGUCAUUUAACUCUAACUUUAACCUUAGCCUUUCCUUUAUGAUUAAGUUUUAUACUUUAUGGAUGAAUUUGUCAUACACAACAUAUAUUUGCUCAUUUAGUUCCUCAAGGAACUCCAGCUGUAUUAAUACCUUUUAUAGUAUGUAUUGAAACAAUUAGUAAUGUAAUUCGACCUGGAACACUAGCUGUUCGAUUAACUGCCAAUAUAAUUGCAGGACAUCUAUUAAUAACUUUAUUAGGAAAUACAGGACCUAUAUCAACUUCAUAUAUUAUUUUAUCAUUAAUUUUAAUUACUCAAAUUGCUUUAUUAGUAUUAGAAUCUGCAGUUGCAAUUAUUCAAUCUUAUGUAUUUGCUGUAUUGAGUACUCUUUAUUCUAGUGAAGUAAAUUAAUUUA
Ochlerotatus camptorhynchus is the source of this 823-nucleotide messenger RNA. Its product is annotated as ATP synthase subunit a-like. The transcript has a single exon. Gene Ontology annotation, biological process: proton motive force-driven ATP synthesis. Lineage: Eukaryota; Metazoa; Arthropoda; Insecta; Diptera; Culicidae. Gene Ontology annotation, molecular function: proton-transporting ATP synthase activity, rotational mechanism. The record is from RefSeq and is a predicted model, not a curated record.